AUGACCGAAUCAGGCUCGUCGAGCGUAGCGUCAACAAGCACGCAGCCAGCAACUCCUCAAUUUAUCCAGUCCUCUAUUCCUUUACCGUCGAAACUAGACUUCAAGGGGAACUUAGCUGUGAAUUGGAAGAAAUUUAAGCGGCUUUGGACAAACUACGAGAUCGCCUCACGGCUCAGUACGCAAAGCAGUAAUCUUCGAACAGCCACAUUGUUGACAUGUAUUGGCCCAGAUAUCCUGGAGAUUUACGAUGGUUUGCCCUUCGGAAAUGAAGAGGAGAAAACCGACAUCGACAAAGUGAUAGAGCUUCUAGACGCCUUUUUCAUCGGUGAGACGAAUGAAAUAUACGAAGCCUAUCUGUUCAAUCAGAGAGUACAGGAGGUCGGUGAGUCAUUUGAUGUUUUCCUUACAGCUUUACGUUCGUUAGCUAAAACGUGCAAUUUUGGCAUCAUGCAAGAGCGAAUGAUUAGAGACAGAGUUGUCGUAGGAAUUAGAGAUAACGCCACCCGAAAAAAGCUGCUAGCUGAGAACAAACUAACUCUUAACAAGUGUAUUGAUAUUUGCCGUGCGAGUGAAACCACAUCCAAACAACUUAAGGAGAUGUCCCAUGCGGAGGAGGUUAGCGCCGUUGCCACAGGCCACCCAAAAUCGAAGAUUGGUUUACGCCAUAAUGAAGUACGAAAUUUCAGUAAAGUUCAACGCCCCGUCCACAACAAAGUAACAGAACCAGUUAGAUGUAAGUUCUGCCACAGAACCCAUCCUUUAAAAAAGGAACUCUGUCCAGCAUGGCAGCACAAGUGUGAUAACUGUGGUCGAAUGAACCACUUCUCAGUGGCUUGCAGAAGUCAGAAAGCUAAAAAAAAGCAAACUAAGAAGUCAGUUCACAAUGUAGAACAAGAUGUUCAGGAGUUUAAUGACGAAGAUUCUGAUGAUUACUUAUUCAGUGUAGAAUCUGUGAGCGUCCUUUAUGCAAAAAACAGUCCAAAGAAGAUUUAUGCUAACAUGCGCUUGAGGGAUGAAACAGUGAAAUUCCAGUUAGACUGUGGAGCAACAGUCAAUAUCCUCCCAGCAGAUAUUUAUCAGCAGGUUUCUAACGAUCCGCGAAUGGAACGCCUUCAGCCUACUCAAACUACCCUCGUCAUGUUCAACAAAUCAGAGCUGAAACCUCUAGGAUGUACUAAGGUCGAGACCUUCAACCCCAAGAAUGGACAGUGUUUCCUCACGGAAUACACCGUCGUUCCAACAGGUCACACAGCACUCCUUGGUGCUGAAUCGGUGCAGCAGUUUGGCCUCAUAGUGAUUAACACCGAUAACAUCAUGUCUCUCUCGGAUGAGAUUCCCACACAGCCGGAUCUCGUGAGCAAAUUCGGAGAUGUCUUCUCAGGAGAAGGAAAGCUCAAAGGAAAGCUUCACCUCGAGAUUGAUAAGUCUGUAACCCCUGUGGCACUGCCAGUGAGGAAAGUCCCCUUUGCAGUAAAAGAGCCUUUAAAACAGGAACUAGAACGCUUAGUUAAGAUAGGCAUCUUGCAACCAGUAGAUGUUCCAACAGAUUGGAUUUCCUCAAUGGUGGUCAUUAAGAAGAGCAAUGGAAAGAUAAGGUUAUGUAUUGACCCAAAACCUCUGAAUAAAGCACUCAGGAGAAAUCAUUUUCCCCUUCCAGUGAUCGACGAUCUACUACCACUCCUUACAAAUGCUAAAGUCUUCAGUGUCGUCGACGCAAAGAACGGUUUUUGGCAUGUGCAGCUAGACGAUGAAAGCAGUCUUCUGACCACAUUUGGUACCCCCUGGGGAAGGUUCCGCUGGACGCGGAUGCCCUUCGGCAUAUCACCCGCUCCGGAAGAGUUUCAGAGGAGAUUGGAAUACGCCCUGGAAGGUCUUGAUGGAAUUAAGCCAAUAUUUGAUGAUAUCCUUGUUUUUGGUGUCGGAGAAACAGAAACAGAAGCACUUUCUGAUCAUGAUGCAAAGCUGACAGCAUUGUUAGAACGCUGCCGCGCUACUGGCAUUAAGUUAAACAAAGAGAAGCUUAAGCUCCGUCGCAAAGAAGUGAAGUUUAUGGGACAUGUUAUAUGUCAAGAUGGUCUUAAGCCUGACCCAGACAAGGUACAAGGUAUCAAAGAGAUGCCAACCCCGACAAGCAAACAAGAUCUCAAGAGACUUCUCGGCAUGGUAAAUUACCUCCAGAAGUUUGCUCCUAACCUGUCAGAAGUUACAUCCCCAAUGAGAGACCUUUUGAAAUAA
Messenger RNA from Pocillopora verrucosa, 2235 nucleotides. The record is from RefSeq and is a predicted model, not a curated record. NCBI's taxonomy places the organism in Eukaryota, Metazoa, Cnidaria, Anthozoa, Scleractinia, Pocilloporidae.